UAAGUAGGUAUUAGGGAAUCGCCCAGUAGAUAAGAAAUAAUCGGAUUGAGUGGACGUAGUAUAUAAAACAAUUAACUACAAACUUGAAAUGAUUAAUGACAAACUAAACAAACUUCAUGGCUACCCGGGCACUCCUUCUUCUAAUUGCGACUGCAUCAGCAGUGGCGGCGUCCAACCGGAUCGUCGGUGGAGCGGACGCCAGCAUCGAGAAAUAUCCAGCCAUAGUGGCGAUCGAGUACCUCGACGUCGAGACCACUAUUUGGAGUCAAGCUUGCGGCGGAAACAUCCUCAGCCCGACUUAUGUUCUGACAGCCGCUCACUGCGUUGUCGAAUCUCCGAUGCGUAUCCGCGCUGGAUCCUCCUACCGCGAAUCCGGAGGAACUGUCAUCAACGUCAAAUCUUCCCUCGUCCACCCUGACUAUAACAAACUCGUCUUCCUCGACGCUGACAUCGCUUUGCUGAAGCUCGAGAAAGCCCUGGUCUAUGGACCAGGCAUCCAGCAGGCAGCCAUCUACGCUCAGGGUACUGAGGUUCCGGACAACUCUGCAGUGGUGCACGCUGGUUGGGGAUUCAUUGAAGACGAAGACGAUGGUGAUCCAUCACCAAUCCUGCAAGACGUGACCAUCUACACUGUGAACUACGAUGAGUGUGCUCGUCUGUACAGCACCCAAGAGCUCACAGAAAACAUGAUUUGUUCCGGAUUCCUCGGCACUGGCGGCAAAGGCCCAUGUGACCAAGACUCUGGUGGGCCGAUGUAUUACAAUAAUGUACUUGUGGGCCUCGUGUCUUGGCAUUAUGGCUGUGCUAGUGCAGAAUACCCGUCAAUUAAUGCCAAAGUGUCUGCGUUCACGGACUGGAUCGUGGCUAAUGCGGUGUAAGUUUUGGUAUUUACAGUUUAUUAAAUGGAUUGCAUUUAUUACAUUA
Molecule: messenger RNA, 924 nt
Organism: Plutella xylostella (diamondback moth)
Lineage: Eukaryota; Metazoa; Arthropoda; Insecta; Lepidoptera; Plutellidae
Product: trypsin, alkaline B
Biological process (GO): proteolysis
Molecular function (GO): serine-type endopeptidase activity
Source: RefSeq, a predicted model, not a curated record